ACUCAAAUUACAUUUCCAUUAUAUAAAAUAUUGUACUUUUCUUUUUCUUUUUUUUCUCUCUUUUGAUCCACUUUUAAUUUAUUUGUACUAGAAAAAUGGAGUAUGUAAUUAGGAGGAGAAAAAAAAAUGGAAUAAUGAAAAAUGCGUUAAUGCCAAAAUUAGAGAUAAAUAGUAAUAGAGGAUUAAUUAUAGAAGAGGAAAUUGAAGAAAGGAUAGAAUUAUUAAGUCCAUCUUCAGUUGCAUUUCAUAAGCCAGAUUUUAACGUGCAUGUUUUGGCUAUUUUGGGUUUCAAGACUUCUGUGAGUGUUGAUCUUAUAAAGGCCAAAUUUCCAAGUACUCUUCUGAAGCACCCUCGUUUUUCUAGUGUUGUGGUAGGUGAUCCGGACAAAAACGAAGAACUAAGAUGGGAAAGAACACAAGUGAACCUAGAGCAACACAUCAUAGUUCCAAACAUAAACCUAGAAAACAUAAAAUCACCCCAAAAUUAUGUUGAAAACUAUUUACACAACCUAAGCAAAUCAAGCCUAGACAAGUCAAGACCACUUUGGGAGAUUCAUAUCCUUAACAUUCCCCAAUCGGAUGAUGUUAAGGGCAUUGCAAUAUUUCGUAUACAUCACUCACUUGGUGAUGGUACGUCCUUAGUCUCUCUACUCUUAGCCCUUACACGUAAAACAUCCGACCCUACAGCCCUGCCUACGAUUCCAGGUGCAAAAAUGGAUCAUAACGUGAGCAACAAAAGUAUAAAGGGGUUCGUUUUUGCAAUGUUUGUGACAUUAUGGUCCAUUUUAAGGUUGUUUUGGAACACUACUAUGGACAUAUUUCUAUUUAUAGCAACUGCUUGGUUUUUGAAGGAUACUUCUCCUCUUAAAAGUGAUCCAAGAGGACCCAAUGCCCCUAGACGUGUUGUGUUCAAGUGUUUUAGCCUUGAUGAUAUGAAGUUUGUGAAGAAUGCUGUUGGUGGUACCAUCAAUGAUGUCGCACUUGGAAUCACACAAGCUGGUUUAUCUCGGUAUUUUAGCAGGAUUUAUGCUAAUAAUGAGGAAAAUCAUGGAGUUGAUAAAACAAAAAUCAAAAAGUUUCUUAAGAACAUUCGCCUUAGAUCAAUUCUUCUCAUCAAUAUACGACCUUCAGGAGGAAUUCAGGCAUUAGCUGAUAUGAUGGAGAAAGAUGCAGAAGUAAAAUGGGGAAAUGCAUUAGGUUAUGUUCUUCUUCCAUUUAAGCUUGGAUUGCAUGAUGAUCCUCUUAAUUACGUCCGAGAAGCAAAGACCACCGUUGAUAAAAAGAAGCAUUCUUUAGAGGCCAUUUACACUUUUUUCAUGGCCGAAAUUGUCAUGAAAUUUUUUGGAUCUAAGGUUGCAAGUGGAAUAUCCGAUAACAUCAAUGCCCAUACAACAAUAGCCUUCUCGAAUUUAGCAGGACCUUUGGAAGAGAUAGGCUUCUAUGGGCUUCCACUCAGCUUUCUUGCCCCUUCUUCUUAUGGUCAACCACAUCCGGUGAUGAUAAACUUCCAAAGUUACAGCAAUAAGAUGACAAUAGUUCUGGCAGUUGAUGAACACGCAGUGCCUGAUCCACAUCAGUUGUGUGAUGACAUUGUUGACUCUCUCAAAUUAGUCAAGGAUGCUGUUAUUAAACAAGGUUGUCUACCAAAAGACAAUUCGAUGCCAACUAAUUGAUGGUAGGCAACAAUCGUAGGACGUACUUGCCACUACCUCAUUCGCCACCAACAACCCGGCCCCAUCCUUGCAAACACUGACCACCAUCGUAAACACCAAUCCUAUCUUUGCUAUCUAAGGUAGCAUUAAAUCCCACCAUUUGUGAAUUAUUUUUUUCGUCUCAUUUAUUAUGCUAUAUUUUUAGGUAUAAAUUAUUAGAACUAAAAUAUAGCAAUUUAGAUGGUUAUGUAUGUGCCUAUUGAAAAUGAACAAAUUUUUAUUCCAUGUGUAUGAUGACGUGAAAUUUAUAUGUAUGUUAAAUUAGUCAAAUGCUGUGUGGUUGUGUUUCAUUUUGUGAUCAUUAAAAAAGAAUUAUAAUAUGUUAGAAAAUUUAUGGA
Molecule: messenger RNA, 2050 nt
Organism: Amaranthus tricolor (Joseph's coat)
Lineage: Eukaryota; Viridiplantae; Streptophyta; Magnoliopsida; Caryophyllales; Amaranthaceae
Product: wax ester synthase/diacylglycerol acyltransferase 11-like
Exons: 7
Coding region: 96-1673 (525 amino acids)
Biological process (GO): triglyceride biosynthetic process
Cellular component (GO): plasma membrane
Molecular function (GO): long-chain-alcohol O-fatty-acyltransferase activity; diacylglycerol O-acyltransferase activity
Source: RefSeq, a predicted model, not a curated record